CGCAGCGUGGCGAUUUGUCCGUCUGUCGGCGAAAUGAAGCACAGGGGUGUCGGGCUGGUGUGCAUAGACGCCAGACAUCACUCAUGAGCCGAGAUCUAUGGAAACUCUCAUCGCUUCACUCGCCUUCAUCAGCCUCUUGAUGACGGCUUCCGGCUGGCUGACGGCUGCUUAUCAGCGCUUCUCGACGUUCCCACUGGACAAGAGGAAGUGUGCGCGACCGCAGUGCUGCCCUGCCAAAGGUCCUCCGCUGCAUUUGCAUCAUGCGACUGCGCACUGCGUGCUGAUGGGCCUUGAGGACGCCUCAUGGAGGGCAGAUGCGGCUUCGCGGCGAAGCGCCAUUGCAGCUGCGGCGGUGCCUGCAACGGUCCUUGUGCCUCUCACGGCUCUAUUGCCAGCCUCUGCUGAUGAGUCGGAGGCGAGAGAGGAUGCACCAGCGUCUCCGGACGCCGUCUUUCUCAACGAGACCACACCAAAGUAGGCCAACAAGCGGAAGAUACACCAAACAAGACAUCCGUCGAUUGUUCUAUACUUCCAUUGUUGUCGCAUCAGGAUCACAGCUCGUUGUUGGUUGGAGAUUGCCGAGGCGCCGAAGACAGCUGAUGGCGCUCCCCUUCUCCUGGGCCGCCUCAACAUCUCGGUUUAUGGCGAGAUUGUGCCCAAGACGGCAGACAACUUUAUCCAGCUGUGCAGCUCGGGCAGUUACCAAAACAGCACUAUCUACCGGAUCGUAAAGGACUAUGCCCUGCAGAUGGGCGACAUCGGUGCGGCCGGCACGGGCAAGAGCGGCCGCAGCGCACAGCCCGACGGCUCACCGCUGCCAAAGGAAAACACGCGCAUCCGCCACUCGGUGCCGGGCCAUGGUGUGGUGAGCAUGGUGCGCGACCUCAAGACCAAGAAGGUCGACAGCCGCUUCUUCAUCACUCUCGUGGACGACGCCGGAUGGGCCGACUCGCGCUUCGUGGCGUUCGGAAGGGUGCAAGGAGGAGAAGGGUUGAUGGAGCAGCUUGGGAAAGAGAAGGUGGAGCCAGUGACCAACAGGCCGGUGCGCAAGCUCAUCAUCGCUGACUCGGGCGUGUACGGCCCCGAUGAGCCCUUGCCCGUAUCCCCGCCGCCAUCAGCACAGUCCAUUGUUAGCGCCAAGCCACGGCCGCUGCUGCCGACCGUCACCUCCCCAGCCGAGCCAAGGAAGGGUCUGUUUGAUGGACUGCUGCCGUCGUUGGGUGGUGGAGAGGGCGGGGGGGAGAUUCAGUCGACCGAUUCUGCUGACAGGGAGGCAGAUCGUGUGCGACGGGCCAGAGAGGCGCAGGAAGAGAUCAGACUGCGGAAGAAGAGACAGACAGAAAGGGAAAGCGGCGAGUGAACGACUAGAGAAAGAGUGUAUGGCGAGGCGAGUGUGCUGGUUGAAAUUAAUGGUGUCCAGAGGGAUCAUGCAAUUGACGGAGACGAGCAAAGAAGGUGCAUACUAAGCUGGUCGACUGUUGACUGAUGCGUUUGGACCUCUCAUACACCUUUGGAGAGAGGUGUGCUGUGUGGUGCUUCUGUUGUUGUCUUGCGAGCGAGGGGGUCGUGAGGGGGUCGUGUGUAUGUCCGGAUGGAUGGAUGGAUGCAUGGAUGCUGCAUGUGGUGCGGUCUGAACAGUCGUGCUAUCUACCCCUCUGUUGGUAUCGUCGUUCGGUUGGGUGUGGGAGGUCGAUUCUGGCUCGUUUGAGAUCGACAUCCGUGCCCUCUGCAGGAAUGCCUGGACCCAGGUGUUUUUGCACUGGGCAGCGUGCCGUGUGUCAAAUGAGCCAGGACCGGCCAACAUCCAAGAGAGCUCAAAGAAUGGAAGAGCCAGAGACUGACAGGUGUGUGGUUGCUGCCUGUGUGCAAGGGUGGGCUUCUCACUCUCGGUGCCGUGAUGGCUCAUCGCCGCUGCAUGUCAGCAGUGUCGGUGUGACAUGACGGCACUGUGUCUCGGGAAGCCCACAGCGAUGCACAAAGCGAAUGACACACGUGUGUGAAUGGGUGGGUAUGGUUGGUGUCAAUCCACAGGCAUUCAUUCAACGAACAUGCAAACAUCCACACGCACAUCCAGGAAUGAAAUGAAUGUGUCCGUCCAUCGCCAACACGCAGACCACCCAUCCAUCCGCCUGUCAUCCAUUGCACAGAGAGCAGGAGAGGCCCACACUUGCAAC
Molecule: messenger RNA, 2174 nt
Organism: Vitrella brassicaformis
Lineage: Eukaryota; Vitrellaceae
Source: the annotation of a GenBank genome assembly